Molecule: messenger RNA, 327 nt
Organism: Trypanosoma grayi
Lineage: Eukaryota; Euglenozoa; Kinetoplastea; Trypanosomatida; Trypanosomatidae
Exons: 1
Coding region: 1-327 (108 amino acids)
Source: RefSeq, a predicted model, not a curated record
AUGGACGACGACAAUGAAUACGACAGUUACAGUGACACGGUGGCGGAGGCGCGGAGGCUGCACCGCCGCAUCCCCACCAACAACAACGGUAACUACCGUCGUCAGCUUGCUGCAUUUCUGGCGCGGAACACGAGUGCCUUCCACGUGCCCUUGGCCUCACUCGUGCUGAACGUCUUUCACGUCACUGCUGAUGCUGACAUGGGUACAGCUGUUGAAGAGCGGUGCGUCACAAGUGCGCGUGUAGAGGCUUACUGCCGCCGUGGCGAGCUGCAGUGGUUCACCGUCGGUGAAUCGAAGCGGCACCGCAGUCUGCUCGAGUCUAAAUGA